AUGCUACCAUAUGCUACUGUUGGCCUCGAUCAAGUGAGCAUGAAGACUCCGGUGGACUGCGGGCGACCGGUCACCGAGGUGCAUGCCGAAGACACCCAGGUCUUGCAGCAGCUGCUGAACAAGGAGGAUACCCUUGCUGCCACCGACAACGUCCUCAUGGCCUUCGUCUUUGGAAUCCAAAAGGGUCGCUUUCCUCUCACCAUCUCCAUGCGUGCUUGUACCAAGGAGUUUCUGGUCUUUGACGAUCCCCUCUGUGUCUCCGUGUGCCACCUGAAUGUCAUUCCAACGAAGGUCUACAUUCCAGAUUUGCGCUACCUUUUUAAAGACCCUCUUCGUGGACGAAAGAUCGUACAUGCCAUGUUGGAACAGGUGGACACGGUCUGUCUGGAACAGCAUUGGUCCGAUGAGAAGUUUCGGGCUGCCUACCUGCAGGCUGCCCCCGGCCGCGAGGCCUUGCGAUCGAUGGGCACGGCUGGAAUGAACUUCCCACCAUCGCAGCAGCAGCUCCAUUUGCAAUACGUGCACGGACCGAUGCUUCCCUUUCAGUACGCUGUCUUCAAGGAUGGAUUACACCUGCAGUACAAGCGCUUCUUCCCGGUGCAGUUCUUGCUGGAUAGUCUGGCAGCAGGGGACAAGGAUGUGCAUGAGAAUACCGACAUUGAGGAGAUCAUUCAGAUGGCGGCAGUUGUUGGUGUGGAUUAUGACUCUUACUGGAGUCAGAUGUGUGCGCAGGUCAACACUAUUCAAGAGUCUUGCAGCCCCUGGCGUGAGGCGGAUUUCAUGUAUCGCAUCGUGGGGAAAAACGUUUACGAUGCCCAGACGGGGCAAGAGCUGCCGGAGCUCAACGUCAAGGCGAUCCAAGCUGCAGAUGUGAAGCGCCUCCAAAGCUACGGCUGUGGCGCUACAGAGCCUGGGAGGUGCUGCUACUAUCCCUUCGCGAAGAGGGCAGCAGAGAUUGAAUCAUGGAAGUGA
Cladocopium goreaui is the source of this 972-nucleotide messenger RNA. The record is from the annotation of a GenBank genome assembly. NCBI's taxonomy places the organism in Eukaryota, Dinophyceae, Suessiales, Symbiodiniaceae.